Zootermopsis nevadensis is the source of this 1685-nucleotide messenger RNA. The record is from RefSeq and is a predicted model, not a curated record. NCBI's taxonomy places the organism in Eukaryota, Metazoa, Arthropoda, Insecta, Blattodea, Termopsidae.
UUUCGAGUGGUUAUUAGUACGUAAAUCGUGUGGCUAGUGAUUUAAAUGAAAUAUAAGAUGAUGGAGAAACCAUGACGCAUCCAAAUCAUCAAACAAACGGCGCAAGUUUGGAAGACUGCCAUACAAAUUUCUUCGCUCUGACCGAUCUUUGUGGUAUCAAAUGGCGUAAGUUGGUGUGCGGCGACUGCAGUUUCUCGUCGGAGCCUCUGGAUGAUCCCGUGUUGACGAGUUUCUCGCGCUGCCUCGCCGGGGACAUUCUGUGCGUGUGGCGUCGAGUUGCCGUCCAACAGCCAGCCUCCGCCUCUGGCCCGCACUCCGCGAAUCAAGGUGCCGGGGGUCUGUUCGACCCCAUCGGUCUGCCUCCGGGACUCGGCGGUGCCGGAGGCCAGAACCAGCAGCCGCCAUUGUCGCUUCACGCUGCCAAGGAGCUGUGGAUCUUCUGGUACGGCGAGGAGCCCGACCUGUCCGGUCUCGUUUCUCCGGAACUUAUCGCUGCCGAUGGCGAGCAAGGAUCGUGGGAAAGUGGCUUAUCAUACGAAUGCAGGUCUCUUCUCUUCAAGGCUUUGCAUAAUCUCAUCGAAAGGUGUUUGCUGUCUCGUGAUUUCGUUCGAAUUGGCAAGUGGUUUGUUCAGCCAUAUGAUGGAUCAGAGAAGCUUAUCAGCAAGAGCACCCAUUUCUCAUUCUCAUUUGCAUUCUUCGUGCAUGGGGAGAGCACAGUGUGCGCAAGCAUGGACGUUCGAAUGCAUCCUUUGGUACGGAACCUGACACAUCAGCAUCUUCUCCAAGCCCAAACUUCCUCCUCAGGCAUACCAGUGAUAUUGGCACCUUUUGGAUUAGCGGGAACUCUCACGGGUCAGGCCUACAAGACAAUGGAUGUCCAAACAAAGCGUCAGUUGGAUGAAUGGCGCCACUUUUAUCCCAUCGACACCAAGUUCUCAAGCUGUGAAGCCGGGAGUGAAGAAGUUCUUCUGCCUCUUGCUGUUGAAGUUGUGGUGGGAGGCGUGAAAAUGCGCUACCCCACGUGUUACGUGCUGGUUACGGACAUGGAUGAUCCGGCGGCGUCUCCGUCAUCAGCCGUUCGCCAGGGCGCUGUAUCUCCAACAGGCACGGCAGUGGCCGUAAUGAAGACCGUCGGACUUCCGCCAUCAUCCGCUGCCGUCGUGACACCUCCGUGUUCACCCUGUCCACAGUCCAUUACCGCGCGUAGCCGGCCGCCUUGUCCGUCUUCACCCUUUCCUGCAGCAGCAAGUGGUCAUCAUCCAGCUUCAAUGCAACAUAGUCCUACUCCAGCAACCAGGCUGCCAGAACAUGUUUGGCAGGACAGUACCCUGAAUCCUACCCAACAUGACAGUACAGAACAGAAUGGCGUCGGUAGUGACGGUAUUCCCAGUCAACUGCCACAAGCAGGACAGUGGGAUUUCACACGAAAAUCCACAUGCAGCUGCUCAAAGUAUAAGAAAGGUGCAGGUGCAAAACAUAUGGCUCAGAACAAGGGAGGAGUUAAUAGUAUCGGGGGUGUGAAAACUGUGAAGGGUGAGAAAAACGAGAAGGGUACCCGUGGGUCCGGGCGAGGGGGCACGAUGCCAUUCCACCGGCGUUCGCCCCUAGCCGAGGAAGGGGCUUGGACUGUCGAGGUGGCAGGGCCGCUCUCGAGGUUCGUAUGGCUCGUGUGUCACGUGAAAUAA